This is a messenger RNA of Vitis vinifera (wine grape), 2844 nucleotides long. RefSeq names its product probable protein phosphatase 2C 55. NCBI's taxonomy places the organism in Eukaryota, Viridiplantae, Streptophyta, Magnoliopsida, Vitales, Vitaceae. Bases 324 to 1856 code for a protein of 510 amino acids. The transcript is spliced from 6 exons. The record is from RefSeq and is a predicted model, not a curated record.
UUUGAACUAAAAGUAAGGGCCCUAGCUCAUUUUUCUUGUGGCUUUUAGGGUUUUGGGGUGUUAGGUGGCAUCCAAGAAGUUUCUCGAUUCGAUCGUGUUUUUGGACGAUCGGGAAAUCUGGGAGAGAAGGUUAGAUAGAGAAUCAAGCAGAACACAGAGGCUGUUUGUUUCUGGGAAAAGGUUUCUGUGUUCCUUAACUCAGAGGAGUAACUCUACUGUGGAUGCAUUAAGAGUGAUGAGAAUUUUUUUAAUUUGUGGCGCUAAUGAUCUGGUUCUCUACAAUAGAAGUGUUCAACAAAAGUUGUUCUAUUUAAGAGGGUAAGAUGUCAUCAUCCUAUUUUUCAAGACUGAGAAAGGCAGUUCACCAUGGGAUCCAAAGAUCAACCAUCGGGCAAGGAGGUGGGCUCCAAGACUCGGUGGAGGUUCUACUUUGGCGAGGAAAACUGUUGUUUGGGAACUCUAGGUUGUUUCAUUCUAAACCAUUUUCAAGCUUAUCAGACCUGCAUGUAUUAUUACACCCUGGCACUGAUUUUGUGGCAAGAUCAGAUUCACAUUUAGGAAAUCAAAGAAGGACUCUUUCUGUUGUUGGAACACUUUCUCGCGCGUUCUCCAUUCCAUCCGUGUCUGGCCCUUCAUUGCAGGCUUGUGCAUAUCACAUCGAUUCUGCACUCUCUAAGCCAGGCGUCUUUUCCUAUGUGUCACAGAAGACACCUAUGGCUGCUUGUAGUCCCAGAGCAGUGUUAGGUGAUUGCCACUUAGAUAAUUUUAUUUCAAGGCAUGUGCAUCUCUCAGUGUCUAUAAAAAAUGGUAGUAAUUUUCAUGGCAAUAGAGGUUUCAAUAGCUGCAGAAAGGCUAGCAUGAGCUUAACAAUUCAAGAGCAGUCCAAUAAUUGUUUGCUUUAUGGAUAUUUCAUAUACAAUGCUGCAAAGAGGAGAAGCAAUUCUAAUCCAUAUAUUUUAUCUGGAUUGAGAGAUUUCCAUGGAUCAUUAUCUGCAUGUUACUCUGCUGGAACUGCACCCGAUAUGUCAUUUCACAAUUCUCAACUUGAGGAACAGCUUGCAAAUUCUUCGGUUUCUUCUGAACAGAACAUCCAAUCGGACAGAACCUUGAAAUUUCUAUCAGGGUCAUGUUACCUGCCCCAUCCUGACAAAGAAGAAACUGGUGGUGAGGAUGCUCACUUCAUUUGUAUUGAUGAACAUGCCAUAGGUGUGGCAGAUGGUGUUGGUGGCUGGGCAGAACUUGGUGUUGAUUCAGGGCAGUAUGCACGAGAACUCAUGUCUAAUUCAGUAACUGCAAUCCAAGAGGAGCCUAAGGGUUCUGUGGACCCAGCUAGGGUUUUGGAGAAAGCUCACUUUAGCACAAAAGCCAAAGGGUCCUCAACAGCAUGCAUUAUAGCCCUCACAGAGCAGGGUCUCCAUGCCAUUAAUUUAGGGGACAGUGGAUUCAUAGUGAUAAGAGAUGGAUGUACUGUCUUCCGGUCCCCAGUACAGCAGCAUGAUUUCAAUUUCACCUAUCAACUAGAGAGUGGAAAUGGUGGUGAUUUACCUAGCUCUGGUCAGGUUUUUACAAUUCCUGUUGCUCCAGGAGAUGUUGUAAUUGCUGGCACAGAUGGACUGUUUGACAAUCUGUACAAUAAUGAGGUUAUCGCAGUGGUGGUUCAUGCCACUAGAGCCAGUUUAGGGCCUCAGGUGACAGCUCAGAAGAUUGCAGCAUUAGCACGCCAACGAGCACAGGACAAAAACCGGCAGACACCUUUCUCCACUGCUGCCCAAGAUGCUGGGAUCCGUUAUUAUGGUGGCAAGCUUGAUGAUAUCACUGUCGUUGUUUCCUAUAUUACCAGUUACAGUAAUGUAUGACUCUCUCCCUCUCAUACUCACAUAUUUACAUUCUAGGCUUUCCUGUCCAAUCCUUUGUAGAAAGAAAUUCUCCUCUUUUGCAGUUCAAGAGCUAUCCCCUCCAUUGUCAAAAUGGUGAAUACGCAUUUCUGAUAUUAGAUUGAAUUUUCUUCCUAACUGUCCCCUAUACCUUUCGACCUUGUGUAGUCCAUUAUGUUACUUUUAUCUUAAAGAAGUGAGCUCUUUUUCUAAGAAAGAAAAAGGCUAUGACAUCUCCUUAUGACCUGUUAUUUACACAUGCCUACCUGUAUUACCACCUCAGUAUUCUGUGUUCUAGCCUAGUCCCACUGCCUUUGUUGGCACUGUUUUUUAUUUAAUCCUGGACAGUCGGUCAAGGACACAACAGUUUGUGCACUCAUUGUAUUGGACAUGGAUGAAACAGUAGGUGUGGUCUUUGUUGUAAGUUUUCCUUGCUAAUAGAUUAACUCUGAAGGACUGCUCCUAUAUAACGCCCUGGAAUCUGUAACCACACACUGUUUUCUCUCACACACCGAGUUCCUCCAGAUAUUUGUCAAACCAUGCUUGUUGAAAAUUUCUCAAAAUUUUCAACCCUGCAUAGUUUUCGAGGGUAGAAAGAUAGGAGAUGGACAUCUAUAUUCUGAGAAUCUCCUUGUGCGAAAAUCAUCUAAUGCACUUGCAGAGUGUGAUGAUAACAUUUCCUUUAUAAUACUCUGAUGCAGGGAUACCGCUCUUCCAACAGCUCCUGGCUCUGAUUAGACCGUUUGGACCAUGUCUCUUGGUUUUCUGAAGUAGUGGCAAUCCACUAGUAUUGCAAGGAAGCAGAUACAGUAGCUGAUAUUUGGUAUCAUGGUGCUUCAAAUAAUCCAGAUUAAUUGACACAUUUCCCUAUCUCCCUUUUGUCCAUAGUUUUGCAAAAUGGUAGUCAUGGUGCUUUGCACUCAAAACCACAAGUUUUAUACAUAUGAAUAUAUUCUUGACACUUUUUUUA